Molecule: messenger RNA, 708 nt
Organism: Thamnophis elegans (Western terrestrial garter snake)
Lineage: Eukaryota; Metazoa; Chordata; Lepidosauria; Squamata; Natricidae
Product: zinc finger protein 436-like
Exons: 4
Biological process (GO): regulation of transcription by RNA polymerase II
Cellular component (GO): nucleus
Molecular function (GO): DNA-binding transcription activator activity, RNA polymerase II-specific; RNA polymerase II cis-regulatory region sequence-specific DNA binding
Source: RefSeq, a predicted model, not a curated record
AUGGUGCUACAUCAGAUAACUCACAGGAGGGAGAAAACAUAUGACUGUGCAGAUUGUGUGAAAGUUUCAUUAGAAAUUCCCAGUGGGAAAAGGUUCAGUGAGAAUUCCUUCCUGGUAAAGCACCUGAGGACUCCCACAAAAGGGAAACCCUUUGAAUGUCCCGAUUGUGGAAAAAAUAUAAGACCCCAGAGAACUCACUCAGAAGAAAAACCCUUUGAAUGUCCUGAUUAUGGGAAACUCACAAUUCUGGUGAUACACCAGAAGACUCCCAUAGGAGAGAAAUAUUUUGAAUGUCCUAUUUGUUGGAAAACUUUCAGUUAUGAUUCCAAUUUGUGGAGUUCCAACCUGGUGAUACAUCAGAGGACACACACAGGAGAGAAAUCCUUUGAAUGUCCUGAAUGUGGGAAAAAUUUCAGUCGAAAUGACCACCUGGUGAUACAUCUGCGAACUCACACAGGAGAGAAACCCUUCGAAUGUCCUAUCUGUGGGAAAAGCUUUAGUACUCAUUCCAAUCUGGUGAAACACCAGAUGACUCACACAGGAGAGAAACCCUUUGAAUGUCCUAUCUGUGGGAAAAGCUUUAUUACGAAUUCGAUCCUGGUGGAACACCAGAGGACUCACACAGGAGAGAAACCCUUUGAAUGUCCUGAUUGUGGGAAAAGUUUCAGUCAGAAUUCCAGUCUGGUGAGACACCAGAGGACUCACACA